CCGGAUCAGCCCGGUCCAAAGAUCAUGGAGCUCCGCUCAGUCUAGCUCAGCCCCGCCCGGACCGGACCAGAUCAGAUCAGAUCAGCUAGGAUCGGCUCGGCUCGGCUUAGCCCGGUACCGCUGCUGUCAGUGGAGCAUCACCUCAACUGGAAUGGCCCGAGGCCUGGCCACAUCUCCUUCAAAGGACCAAGACAGGAACGUGCUUGUAGAGCUGUGCUGUUGUACUAUUGGAGCAAUAGCAUCAAUACCAUUCAGGCAAUGGGGAACACCAGCAGUGAUCGUGUGGGAGCAGAUCGCCAUGGAGGCCACAAGACCCAGCGUGCUGACAACAUAGGAAUAUCUCAGUCGUCAAAGGAGAAUGAACGGCCGAAGAUUAUGGUGGAUAGCUCAGAUGAUCCCAACAUCUUUCAUACACAGGACUCCAAGACUCUCACUGAUAAGGAAAUUACAUCCUGGCAAUCUGAUGUGGAUGAGUCUGUAAAGUUUUCUAAGCAAGCUCGUCCCACUGUCAUCCGUUGGAAUGGUGGAGGAAAAGAUAUACUAAUUUCUGGAUCCUUCAACAAUUGGCAAACCAAGAUUCCGCUUAUAAAAAGCCAUAAUGACUUUGUUGCUAUCCUGGACCUGCCUGAAGGAGAACACCAAUAUAAGUUCUUUGUAGAUGGGCAGUGGGUUCAUGAUAUGUCAGAGCCGGUGGUAACCAGCCAGCUUGGAACAAUUAAUAAUGUAAUUCAGGUGAAGAAAUCUGACUUUGAGGUAUUUGAUGCCCUUAAACUGGACUCGCUAGAGUGUUCUGAUACCUCAGAUUUGUCAAGCUCCCCUCCUGGACCAUACCAUCAGGAGAUGUAUGAGUUAAGGCCUGAAGAACGCUUUAAGGCACCUCCUAUUUUACCUCCUCAUCUGCUCCAAGUCAUUCUGAACAAGGACACACACAUUUCAUGUGAUCCUGCUUUACUCCCUGAACCAAACCACGUCAUGCUGAAUCAUCUCUAUGCACUUUCUAUAAAAGAUGGAGUGAUGGUUCUCAGUGCUACACAUCGGUAUAAGAAGAAAUAUGUUACUACUUUAUUGUAUAAGCCAAUCUGAUCUUUUAUAUCUGUAACCAGCAUGCCAGAAUGGUAAACACAUGCCCAUGAUAGUUGGCUAUUCAGUGAUGGAGCUUCAUUAGGACUUUAGCAGUUGUGUUGGUUGCCUUCUACAUAAUCGCUACAAGCACUUUACCAGAUUGAGGUACAAGUUCAGCACUGAAUGUUAUUGCAUUAAUUGUGACAAUGCAGUUUGUCAAUGUAGAUUGCAUUUUUGGAAAUGACGAGACCAUCUCAGUCAUGAUGAGCUGUUACACCAGGAAAAGUUUACAGUUGGAGUUUAAAAGAUUUUAUAUUUAAAUACCUUAAAAUAGAUUUGGUAUUUAAUAAAUAUUGCAUUUUACUUGAAGAUGUUAUCCAGUCCAUUUUAAUAAACCUAAUUGUUUUAGUUUGGUUUGGAUUGGAUUCUCUUCAUGUUUUCUAUGUGUAAGGAAAUUCUGCUUUGAGUUGUUUUUAACACACAGAUUCCGCUUUAUAUCUGUGUGCCUACUCAUUUGAUGUAGAUUUACAAAUAUGAAUGUUUCCAGAAGGGACAUGUUAUUUAUUGUCUUGGUUCACAAGUUGUGAAGUAACGAUCUCCUCUGAACUGGCAAAUAUAUUUGCAAUAUUGUUAACAAACCAACAAAAACAAUAAUUUGCAGUCUGUGUCGUUAGUUAAAAUAUUAUAAGAUACUUAGAUCAAGAACUUGUUUGCAGGUAGAUGUGGUUUAUUUUGUCGUUAAUUGAGGAGAGUUACAGACCACGAGGGCUUAGACCUGUGAAAUGGGCAGAUACUAACACAGAAGUGAUGCAUUUUGAUGGUAGAGCCAAUGAAAAACAGUGAAAGAACAGAGCUGAGGCUUAUUACAUAAAUGUUUUAAUGUGAUAGAAUUUCUGAGACCUGUUUUAAUUUAAUUUAAAGUAUAUGGGAUACGGUGUUUAUAUAGAAGGCACAGAGUUCAAAACCAAAUAAAUGAAUGUAUGUUGAAACAUCGAUUGAGCCUCAUCUGGUAGCAUGUUCAUUCUGGGCAGCAAACUAGAAAAGAUAUUCUAGGGAUUAAGAGAAGGUAUGGAAGAAAUUUACCAGUGAAUGGGAGACUUCAGAUCCUUUAAAAGAAUGGGGAAUCAGGGGCUGAAGUGUUGUCGGAGCACAGACGAUUAGAUCUGGACAUGAAAAAUCAUGAAUAGAUUUAAUGAAGUAAAGGAAAACUAUGUUCAGUGACGUGGCAGAUGAAUUGGUAAGCAUGGGGAACAGGUUCAAGGCAAUAAAAAUUUGAAGUGAUGUGUGGAAAUAUUUCUUUUUAUUGAGCGGUUGUAAUGGAAGCAGGUUCAAUAGUAACUUUUUAAAAGGGAAUAAAUUAUUGGGGUAAAAGGAAAGGGGCUGGGAUUCAAAGGAUAGCUCUCUCAAAGGGCAGGCAGGGAGUGACCUGCUGAAUGGCAUCAUAAUGUGCAAUGACUGUAAUGUUGAAAUGUCUAUAAUAUUUACCAAAGGUAGUUCACCACUUUGCUUGUGUGACCUGAUGUUGAGUUGUGAGAAAGAGCAGCUGAGGGAAUAGAAGAAAAUCAUGUAUACAGAACAUGACUAAGGUCAGUGGGGAGCAUUGGAACGAAUUUUCUUUAUAUUUUGGAAGUUCCUCAGGCCAUACUGAUUGGAUUUUGAUGCUGUUUACAGUAAAAGUAGCAACAUAGACCUACUGCUUCUAAUUUACUUUUGUAGAAAUGCCAGCAGUCAUUCUUGUUUAGAAUGCAGAAGCUACUGAAAGACAUUUAAUAUUAAUCAUCACUUAAACUAAACCUAAAGUCUAAGUGGACAUAGCUGAAAGAACUUCCUUGUUUGAACAUUGUAAAUGUUACGAUCAGAGUAUGGCGUUCUUCUACAACUGAUGAAUUAACUAAAAUUUGGUUUGACUUGACAAAUGGCAGCCAGUGUACAAGCAUUUUUGUAAACCACUGCCAUAUUCUAACAGGAGGAAUGGAGCACUAGUGCUGAAGUACAAGGCAAAUUUAUGCAUUUGAUACUUCUGGCAUAUUAUGCAAAAAAAAUAAAUCCUACAACUAUUCCUCCUUUGACAGCAGUUUCCUUAUUGUUUCAAAGUGGCAUUCCAGGGAAGACACAGUAAAAUGAUUUUCUUCAGCCUGUGUGAGUACUUUGUGCAAUACAGAAGCCUUAUAUUGAUGAUCUGCACAAUUUUAUGAUUGGAUGCCAAAUGUUUUCUCCCUUUUGACCUCUGCUGAGUAGAAAAAGGGUAUAGGUUUACAUGUUUGUGAAAUAGCAUGAAUAUUUAUUCAUUUAUAGAGACUAUUGAAGUGUGAAGUUUUUAAUGUAUACAUGUGUGUAUUAUGAGAUUUUAAUACAAAUAAAAUAUCUCAGCCGAUUGAAAA
Amblyraja radiata (thorny skate) is the source of this 3443-nucleotide messenger RNA. RefSeq names its product 5'-AMP-activated protein kinase subunit beta-2-like. Gene Ontology annotation, molecular function: protein kinase binding. The transcript is spliced from 8 exons. Gene Ontology annotation, cellular component: nucleotide-activated protein kinase complex; nucleus; cytoplasm. Gene Ontology annotation, biological process: signal transduction. NCBI's taxonomy places the organism in Eukaryota, Metazoa, Chordata, Chondrichthyes, Rajiformes, Rajidae. Bases 259 to 1083 code for a protein of 274 amino acids. The record is from RefSeq and is a predicted model, not a curated record.